Cylicocyclus nassatus is the source of this 343-nucleotide messenger RNA. Lineage: Eukaryota; Metazoa; Nematoda; Chromadorea; Rhabditida; Strongylidae. The record is from the annotation of a GenBank genome assembly.
AUCUCAUGAAAAAUGAACCGCAUUGUAAUCAUUUUUCCCUUUUUGUUCUUCGCUAUUGUUUCGGCCAAAGUGAGAUCAUGGGACGACACGGCUUUUUCGGAAUGCAUGUCGUCUUGCAAAACAACAAUGGCAAAGGUCCCAACAAUGUUCGUCCAAAAAUCUGCUAAGGCCGAGCUCUACGACGCGGAGAGGGAGUUCAGGUGUUACAAGAAGUGCAAAAAGGAUGCAUCACCGGCAGAGAACAAACGCAUAAAACCAAAGAUUGAAUCGUUGGCGAAAGACUUGAAAUCGCUCUAUAAGCAAGUGAUGCGUUCAAAAAAAGUGUAAGAAAAUCAACUUGUGC